AUGGGAAGAUCACCAUGUUGCGAUAAGGUGGGCUUGAGAAGAGGAAGAUGGACACUUGAAGAAGAUGAAAUCUUGACCAAAUACAUUGAAGCUAAUGGUCAGGGUUCUUGGAAGUCUUUACCAAAGAAUGCAGGGUUAUUGAGAUGUGGGAAAAGUUGCCGGCUACGAUGGAUCAACUACUUAAGAAGAGACAUAAAGCGAGGCAAUUUUACCCCGGAAGAAGAAGAAAAAAUCUUCAAGUUACAUGGAUCCUUAGGUAACAGAUGGUCAAGUAUAGCAAGUCAAUUACCUGGACGAACAGACAAUGAGAUCAAGAACUAUUGGAACUCUCAUUUGAGCCGCAAAACCUACAUGUUCUUCAAAACUAAAAGCAGCUCAAAACAACCCUCCAAUAAUAAAGUCGAGCAAACAAAGCCUAGAAUUGGUCGUGUGAGCCGUAAAGUUGCUAAAAAGUAUAACCCCAAUAACAUGCUUGAUAACUCCACCAUGCCCACAAUGGGUAAAUCCGGCGAUCAAACAAUGGGAAAGGAUUUAGCUUAUGUCAACGAAAACAUUAUAGAAAGUCAAGUUUGUUCAAAUGAGAUUAAUGUGACAGAAAUGGAUGAACUAUUGUUCAUAAAUGAUGAACCAAUGGGCAUGAGCUUUGUUUUAGGAGGUGAUGCCAUGGAUUCAAAUAGGCUUUUGAGUCUAGAUGAUGCGGAUCAAAGCGAAAAAUGUUUGACUAAGGCUGACUUGGACAAUUUCGAGAUGAAUGCAAAUUAUGUUGUUGAUGAUAAAGAAGAUGAAAGCCUGACAUCAAAGUCAUCCCAAACCAUGGGAUUUUGUUUUGAAGAAAACUUGGUGAGUGAUUGGGAGUUGGGGCUUGGAUUUGAAGGAUUUAGCAUUUGUGAUGAUGGUGAUGAAGAUGGUAUGUUUCUUUGGCCAUGGAACUAA
Messenger RNA from Erigeron canadensis, 933 nucleotides. Its product is annotated as transcription factor MYB13-like. The record is from RefSeq and is a predicted model, not a curated record. The coding region runs from base 1 to 933 and encodes 310 amino acids. The transcript has 3 exons. Lineage: Eukaryota; Viridiplantae; Streptophyta; Magnoliopsida; Asterales; Asteraceae.